Scophthalmus maximus (turbot) is the source of this 3566-nucleotide messenger RNA. RefSeq names its product hydroxysteroid (17-beta) dehydrogenase 4 (gene hsd17b4). The coding region runs from base 127 to 2331 and encodes 734 amino acids. Lineage: Eukaryota; Metazoa; Chordata; Actinopteri; Pleuronectiformes; Scophthalmidae. The transcript is spliced from 25 exons. The record is from RefSeq and is a predicted model, not a curated record.
CACCGCCCCCCCCUCUCGGCAUUGCGGAAGUGUAACUUGUUGAAGUUCUUCCCAGCUGACAACCGGACAGUUCUCAUCCUGCAGCCACUGUCACUGUCCAGCAACAGACAACACUACCCCGCAGGGAUGUCUCUGUCUUUCGAGGGAAGAGUCGUGCUCGUCACCGGGGCCGGAGGAGGCCUUGGCAGAGAAUAUGCCCUGGCUUUUGCUGAAAGAGGCGCCUCAGUUGUGGUGAAUGACCUUGGGGCUGACACUAAAGGGGGUGGAAAGAGUUCUGCAGCGGCUGAUAAGGUGGUGGAGGAGAUAAGAGCAAAGGGAGGCAAGGCCGUGGCAAACUACGAUUCUGUAGAGUACGGAGAAAAACUGAUCCAGACAGCGCUCGAUGCAUUUGGAAGAAUAGACAUUGUUGUAAAUAAUGCAGGGAUUCUGCGUGACCGAUCAUUUGCCAGGACGAGUGAUUUGGACUGGGACCUGAUUCACAGAGUUCACUUGAGAGGCUCCUUCCUGGUGACCCGAGCUGCCUGGAACCACAUGAAGAAACAGAAGUUUGGCAGGAUCAUCAUGACGACUUCAGCCGCAGGAAUCUACGGCAACUUCGGCCAGGCCAACUACAGCGCCGCCAAGCUGGGCAUGCUGGGCCUGGCGAACACCUUGGUCGUCGAAGGACGUAACUACAACAUCCACUGCAACACCAUCGCUCCCAUUGCCGGGUCACGCCUCACAGAGACCGUCAUGCCCCCAGACCUGGUGGCAUCUUUGAAGCCUGAGUAUGUUGCUCCCCUGGUCCUCUGGCUCUGUCAUGAUCAGUGUCAAGAAAAUGGAGGACUAUUUGAGGUCGGUGCAGGCUGGAUUGGUAAAUUGCGCUGGGAGCGUUCUCAGGGCCACAUUGUGAGACAGAAGAACCAACCCAUGAAUCCCGAGGCCGUCAGGGACCAGUGGGACAAAAUCUGUGAUUUCACAGACGCCACCAAGCCGACGAGUACACAAGAGUCUAUGCUGUCAUUCGUGAGUGUGCUGUCUCAAGUGGAGUCGGAGGGAGGAGUUGAAGCAAACCCAACAGCUGCUGCAGCCUCGACUUCAGGCAUCAACCCUGCUGAGGCAGUGGGACAGAAGCUUCCACCGACCUCGUUCAGCUUCAACCACACACAGUGCAUCCUCUACGCACUGGGGGUCGGCAUGUCCACCAAAGACCCAGACCAUCUUAGGUUCCUGUACGAAGGCCAUCCAGACUUCAGCUGCCUCCCCACCUUCGGGGUCAUACUCUCCCAGGCAGUCUUAAUGGACGGUGGACUUCUGUCAGUCCCUGGAAUCAACAUAGAUCCCACACAGGUGUUGCACGGAGAACAUUAUCUGGAGAUUUUCAAACCUCUGCCAACCUCAGGUCCACUCACCUCGGAGGCCACCAUAGCAGACAUUUUGGACAAGGGCUCCGGAGCCGUCAUCCUCUUCGAUGUCAACACCUACCAGGACAAGGAGCUGUUGUGCUACAACCAGUUUUCAGUCUUUGUGGUCGGAGCUGGAGGCUUCGGAGGGAAGAGAACCUCGGAGAAAGCCAAAGCCGCUCUGCCAGCACCUCAACGGGCACCAGACGCCGUUGUGAUCGAUUCGACCACGCGAGACCAAGCCGCCUUGUACCGUCUGAGUGGAGACUGGAACCCUCUUCAUAUAGACCCCAGCAUCGCCGCCAUAGGAGGCUUCAAGGCCCCUAUCCUGCACGGCCUGUGCUCAUUCGGCUUCGCCGCGAGACACGUGCUCAAGCAGUUUGCCGACAACGACCCCUCCAGGUUCAAGGCCGUCAAGGUUCGCUUUGUGAAGCCGGUGACGCCCGGUCAGUCGCUGCAGACUGAGAUGUGGAAGGAAGGCAACAGGAUUCACAUCCAGUGCAAAGUGAAAGAGACCGAUGCCGUCGUGCUGUCGGGGGCCUACGUGGAUCUACAUCCUGCACCAGACGCUUCUCCACAAACUCUCACUCAAGGAGGGGGCCUGCAGAGUGAGCUGGUGUUUGCAGAGAUCGGUCGUCGCAUCAGUGACACGGGCGCCGAGUUGGUCAAGAAGGUGAGCGCUGUGUUCGGCUGGGAGAUCACCAAAGACGGCAAGAGCGCUGGACAGUGGACCAUUGAUCUGAAGAAUGGCAGCGGCUCCUUGCAUAGCGGCCCUUACAGCGGGAAGGCAGACGUGACCUUCACGGUGUCGGAUGAAGACUUCAUGGCGGUGGUGCGGGGGACACUCGACCCUCAGAAGGCGUUCUUCUCUGGCAAGCUGAAGGUCAGAGGGAACAUCAUGCUGAGUCAGAAGCUGGAAGUCAUCCUGAAGGACUACGCCAAGCUGUGAGCCCCCGACAGGCGGCCACACGACCGACCAGCGCUUCUCCGUCCGUCUACUUUUAUUCCCCUGAUGUCACGUGUGCGUACUUAACAUGAUUUGCCUCUAAAGAAAAAAAGAUGCCUACAAAAGACCCCGUGUGAUCAGAACAGAUCAAAACGUUGAUUGGAUUAAUGCAUUUCUCUUACAGAUAUUUAGCUAUUGGAGAAUCAAUAAUGAGUUUAAUUUUGUACGUCUUUGCUAAAUGUGCACUGAGGACAACUGCCUUUAAAGAUCCUAAUAGAAAAGCACCUCCUUUGAAUUUUUAUCACUGUACAUUUUUAAAAAUCACUGUAUACUGUAUAAUUUAUCUUGAUUUUGGUCAGGAUACAAUAUUCUGUUUGUGUGAAGAACCACAAUCUAGUUAUUUCAUUAUGACUGAAUGACCGUAGUCUGAGAAACCGUUUCAUGGACCUGACAUUGUGAUCACAAGAUUAUGACGAAGAGUAUGUGUUUUCGGAAAAAAAAAUCAAUCACUAAAAUGUAAUAUAUACUUUCAUUCAAGCGGCUACAAUUGAUGUUUUCUCACAGAAUCUAAAACAAUGUGAAUGUUUGAACUGCGGUCGUGUUUUCAAAAAUUACAAAACAUCUGCUCAUGUUACAUAGAUUUGUUUUUAUUACAUAGGUACAUUUCUUAUAUAAUACAUUGAUUUACACAUUUUCAUUAUAAAAUUAGAAUUAUCUGAUCAAAUUCACAUUUGCAAGAUUGAAGGGGAAGAAGUUGAGUGUGAUGAUUCGCUUCUUUCUGAUUAAGCAGUGAGGAAAAAUAAGCAAAAAAAGCAUUUUAUUUUCCAGUUUUUGUAGGAGCAUAUCACGUUUGACUUUGAUAAAGUUUGACUUUCAUCCUCCAGUUACUGUAGAAGUACACAUCACUCCCCAACCUCUGAUUUAUGGGGGAAAACAAAAAAUCCUAAUUUUGUUGUAAGAGCUCUCGAAAGGGAAGGAAAUGUCAACAAACAAAAAUUCAACAAGAAAGCAGAAAAUACGAUGACCUUUGAUCAAUUAAUCGAUAAACCUAUAUAUGCACAUAUUUCAUAAAUAGACCUGUAUUUGUUAAACUUAUAUUCUUCAUAAGAAAAGCUUAUUGUCAUCCUAACCCCUCUGUUCAUCUACGACUAGUUGUUGUGACUAUGCAGUUUAAUACGAGAAGCCUUGUGUACGGUGUCUAUGUAUAUACAUAACUGCAAUAAAUCAGCUUCAUCUGA